AUGGCAUCGUCCGACCGCCAAGAACGACUCAUGUCUCCUCCUCCGCGCCGCUGCUCGGCUUCUUCCGGAAAGGUACCUCAGCCCAAAGGCGACUUGGACAUCCUCAUCGACAGAGACAACCGCGAAGAUUGGCAUGGCAUCGUCCUGCGCGCCCGGAAGCACAUGCGCUGCGUCCCCCACCAUCCGGACAGAUACGCGCAGGUUGAGUACGACCCAUCCUGCCCGGAGGGCGUGAACCUACCCACCGGCGACAGCAACACCACGGGGCAUACAGAGAAGGGGCCUCCUCCGUCGGCGGACGGAGAGGUGGACACGCUACUACCGCCGCCGCCGCCGCCCACAUUCCACCUCUUCGCCCACCUCCCCAAGGAGCUGCGCGACAAGAUCCUGCUCGCGAGCGUGCCCCCCGUGAGAAUCGAGGCGUUCGUCAGGGUGGACUUUGAAUGGAACCACGGGCCGCAGGCGCGCUUCUCUCAAAACACGAUCAGGGCCUGGCGCGACCUGGUGCUGUACGCCGUCAGCGCGGAGACGCGGCGGCUGGCGUGCGCUGCGUACGGGGUGCCUGACCCGCUGGGGUUCCCGUUCAGCCCGGCGAGGGACGCGGUGUGGUUGCUCUGGGACGGGGGCACGAUGUGGGCUGCGCACAGGUUCUUGAAGGACUGUAGGGAGGCCGGGGCGGUGGUGCAGCGCGAGUCUCGGGAGUGGGUUAUGCCGGAGGGGUUGAGGGCCAGGGUCGCGGAGGUUGUGGUGGAGCUGAUGUAUGGGUUCUUUGACAGUGGGAGGAAGGGCCCGUGGAGAUAUGUGUUUGGGCUUUUGAAGGAGUUUCCGGGGAUGAGGGUGCUGACGGUUGAGAUGUGUGAUCUGGAUGAUGGGGGGUUUGAGGGGGUGUAUGAUGGGGAGAAGGAGGAGGUGUAUCGGGUUGAUCAGCUGGAUUUGUUUGAUGAGUUGGAGGGGAUGAGUGAAGAUGGGGUGGUCCCAUUCCCUGGGUUGAGGAUGCUGAGGAUUAGAGCUGUUCUACCAACACUCAAGCAGACUCAGGGGCGGCUGAGGUUUCGAAAGGUGGGCGGCAGUCAUUUCGUGGUGGUAAGGAAGGGAUAUGUCCCGGUUGCCAGUGGGUGA
Colletotrichum siamense is the source of this 1119-nucleotide messenger RNA. RefSeq lists its product as uncharacterized. The transcript has a single exon. Lineage: Eukaryota; Fungi; Ascomycota; Sordariomycetes; Glomerellales; Glomerellaceae. The record is from RefSeq and is a predicted model, not a curated record. Bases 1 to 1119 code for a protein of 372 amino acids.